UUAGCAGAAAUAACCAUAGAUAAGUAAUAACGAGCACCGAGCAGUAAAUAACCAAACAAGUGAAUAAAUUUGCAGAGGCUACUUUAGCAAAAUGUCGAUUUUAUCUACAUUAAAUAACGCAAUUUUUAAAAGAACAUCGACUUUUGCUUUAGUUGUAGUAGGCUCGGUUUUUUUCUUUGAACGUGCGUUUGAUGUUGUAGCCGAUUCGAUUUUUGAUAAAAUCAAUGAAGGGAAACUUUGGAAACACAUUAAACACAACUAUGAAAAGUAAAUAGUAUAUGAAUGAUGUAAUGAAUGUAGAUAUAAUUUUAUGUACUUUUAUUUGUACAAAUAAACACUAAGUCAUAAAGACAUGUAUAA
Messenger RNA from Agrilus planipennis (emerald ash borer), 360 nucleotides. Its product is annotated as cytochrome b-c1 complex subunit 9. The coding region runs from base 92 to 271 and encodes 59 amino acids. Gene Ontology annotation, biological process: mitochondrial electron transport, ubiquinol to cytochrome c. The transcript is spliced from 2 exons. NCBI's taxonomy places the organism in Eukaryota, Metazoa, Arthropoda, Insecta, Coleoptera, Buprestidae. The record is from RefSeq and is a predicted model, not a curated record.